AGUUAUAUUGUGGUUCUGGUACCUCUCUCCAUGUGUCUUGUCUGGGAACCAACCAAUUGACAAUGGAGGCGGCGCUGAACCUGUGUUCAUUGUUUCCAAAAUAGGACAUGCAGUGUCACUUCUUGUUAGCCAAUCAAACAUUGUCUUCACUCUAAGAGUAGAGAACAUUUAGAGGUUCUCUACAUUCAACAAGAUAUUUUGAACACGAUGACAUCUCUGAAGUUUGCUUUAUUUCUGACUUGUCUGUUCUUGGGGAGAACAGCUCUGGCAACUAAUCCUAAAUCGUCCUUAUCUGUACACCAAGAGAGUGGAUUUUUAUCAGCUAAUGUUGGUGACAACGUGACUUUGCAAUGUUUCUAUGAAGGUGAUGUAGCAGCGAUGUUUUACUGGUAUAAGCAAACUCUGGGACAGAAACCACAGCUCAUCUCUAACUUCUAUAAACAUGAUACAAAAGGCACUUUUCAUAACGAGUUCAAGAAUGAUCCUCGCUUCACAUUGGAAACUAAAAACGGUAAGAAUCACUUGACAAUUUCUGAUUUACGUAUUUCAGACUCGGCUACUUACUACUGCAUAAGUUGCUAUUCAUACAAGUUUGAAUUUGCGGAGGGAAUUACUGUCAAUAUAAAGGGUUCAGGUUUGAACAUACAAGCUCUGGUCUAUCAGUCGGCAUCUGAGAGCAUCCAGCCAGGAGGCUCUGUGACUCUGAACUGUACAGUACACACUGGGACCUGUGAUGAUGGAGAACACAGUAUUUACUGGUUCAAAAACUCUGAAGAAUCUCAACCAGGACUCAUAUACACACAUGGAGGCAGGAAUGAUCAGUGUGAGAGGAACUACACACAAACAGACACCUGUGUCUACAACUUGCCAAUGAGUCUGAAUCUUUCUCAUGCUGUAACCGACUGUGCUGUCGCCUCAUGUGGACAGAUACUGUUUGGAAACGGGACCAAACCAAAGGAUGAGGUGGGCUCUCUUGAUUCUCUUGUGUAUUUCUUGAGUGGAGCUUUGGCGUUCACCACCAUCCUGGUUAUUUUACUGGCUUUCUCAGUGUGCAUGAUGAACAAGAAAAACGGCUGCCAAUGUGGAGAAUCUGAAAGAAUUUCAGCUUCCGCCCCAACAAAUGGAGAGGCUUAUCAAGAUGCAGACAACCUCCAUUAUGCUGCUUUACGGGAUCACAAGGUCAACCGACCGAGAAGGCAGAGGGACGACACCUCGAGUCAAUGUGUGUACUCCAGUGUGAGGCAGUAGAACUGGACAGGUUUCAAUACUCUGUUUUUCUGUAAGAUAUCAUUUUGUUAACAUCUGCUUUAAGAAGUAAUGUAGAUUUUCUUAAAAGAGGAAAAGUUUUGUCCACAUCAUUUCAAAUACUUGCAAUUAGUGUAAAGACUUGGGUUGCAGUAAACUACUUCCUGUCUGAUGUUUUUUAAGUGUUGUCAGAGGUUUAAGGCCAUAUUUCUACUAUCACUUUGUAUCUGAAAACAUGAUGCACCACUUAAUUUUACCAAGAAGAACCUUCACCAUGGACAAUGUAAACAGACCACAUAAUAUUUUAUUAAAUUGACUGCACAUAACAUAGAAUAUUACAUCUAGGAAAUAUCUGUUAUUCUUUACAUGUUUUUUGUACAUGUUGCUACAAACCCAGUGAUUUAACAAUCUUUUUAUAGCUUCCGUUGUGGUCUGCAGUCAGAAGAUGAGAUCUCUGUAUGCUUUGCUAAGAGUCAGUCAUAUGUAUGAUGAAAACUCUGCUCUGUAUGGUUUCAAGCAGGAUGUCUCCACAAUCUUACUUUGUUUUCUUCCAAAGCAACUACCGUGUGCAUUUAUAAUCUUUAGAUUGUUUAAUACAUAAAUGAUUUUUCACAAUGAAACCAGUAUAUUUAAGAUGCCAGGUUCACGGAUGUUGUACAAAUGGAGGAACAUAAUGUAA
Molecule: messenger RNA, 1924 nt
Organism: Thunnus maccoyii (southern bluefin tuna)
Lineage: Eukaryota; Metazoa; Chordata; Actinopteri; Scombriformes; Scombridae
Exons: 5
Coding region: 208-1248 (346 amino acids)
Biological process (GO): response to bacterium
Source: RefSeq, a predicted model, not a curated record